UGAACGCGAAGAACCAUGCUGGAUACUAAAAUAGACAGGACACAUUCAAAACUGCAAGAGAGCUCGAAGCCAAACAGGAAGUUAAUUCGCCAGAAGUGAGACUGUCGCAAAGCCGGCUUAAUGAAAAAAGCCUUCGAGUAUAGCAAGAUGUGCGGCGCUGAUGUUUGUCUAGGUAUACGCAUAAGAGAUACCGGUGGCGUCUAUAUGUUUUCAGCGGAUGCUUUGGGAUUUUGGGGAUUUGUUGGAUCCUAGUUGGUAUCACACCCCCGAUUUGCAUAUCACUUCAAUUGCUGAUUUGCUUAGGGUUCGUAUUAUCCAACCCCAAGUCAGAUCACUGACAAGGACAUUGGCAAGUUGGGAGAUCGAGAGCUAUCUUCCGCUCAAUAGAGGCGGAACCGGAACAACCUGGAUUUGCACAAGAUGCUCUGUGGGACUUUCCAUCCAGCCAGCCAACCCACUUGUGAUUUCGAAGAAAUGGCCGCUUCAUCUGCCUGGAUCCUUUUUCUAUCUACAAAGAGAGAUGACAAAAACCGGCUUAUAAUUGGAGACCCAAAGCUAGACAGCGGAGUAGGCCCAGCAGUACUCCUCCUGUGUCCAUAAUAAUAUAAUGAACUCCCAC
Molecule: messenger RNA, 619 nt
Organism: Aspergillus novofumigatus IBT 16806
Lineage: Eukaryota; Fungi; Ascomycota; Eurotiomycetes; Eurotiales; Aspergillaceae
Exons: 1
Coding region: 218-541 (107 amino acids)
Source: RefSeq, a predicted model, not a curated record